AUGACAGAUUUUAUCCCACGGCCAGCGGUGCCAUUGACAAGCGAUGUUCGUUUCGAAUCCAACCUCGAUAACUAUCCCGAGUCCGUAACAGACGAUGAAAACUAUACUUUUACUCCAGCUCCUAUGCCCAACACGAUGAUUUGGCCACGUGAUAACAUCUAUUCUGCAUUACCAUACUCCCAUCAACCACUUGGCGACGGCCCGUGGAUACGCAUCUUACGACUAAGCCCUGGAAUGGACCGCGAUCCCAUCAAAGUUUCUCUUCAGCCGGUGAAUCUCGACGAUGCCGUUAGCCAGUAUGACGCCCUGUCGUACGUUUGGGGUUCCGACUUCAUUGCUCAUGCUAUCGACGUGGACGGGUGCAGCUUCGCCAUCAGGGAUAAUCUGUUCAAGUUUCUGGCAAGCAUACGUGACCCGGAAGAGUCGCUUAAUCUGUGGGCAGAUGCUAUCUGUAUUGAUCAAAAAAACACCAAAGAAAAGAAUCAUCAGGUGCAGCAGAUGGGGAGAAUUUACAAGGGAAGUCGUGCGACACGGCUUUGGUUGGGCCAGGGCGAUAAGAACGUGGAUUCUUUUCUGCAUUCUAUUGCUGAGUCUCAAUACAAACCUCCAAAUGAAUCCACAGUCCUAAAGCCUUCACAGAGGUCCGAACUUUCUUCAGAACAAAAUGACAAAAUCGCUUUCUCACGUGGAUUACAUUGGAUUCUUUACAAUCCUUACUGGACACGUCUUUGGAUUGUUCAAGAAGUCAUUCUUUCACCAAAUGUUCGGGUUUAUGUGUCUCGAACUGGCUAUUCUUGGGAAACAUUUGCCCAGUUCUGCAAAUCUGGGGCAGCAGAAAUGCAAAGAUACUACAGAAAUGAGAUUGCAGACAAGUUAUCUCAGAGCACUAUAAUUAGUUUAGAUCGACAAAGGAGAGAAAAAUCUGUAAGAAAUUUUGUUGAUUUGAUCAAAAUUUCUGUACCUGUGAGUGCUUCGACGUUCGGGAUCGAGUUUUUGGAUUGA
Messenger RNA from Glarea lozoyensis ATCC 20868, 1002 nucleotides. RefSeq lists its product as uncharacterized. The transcript has a single exon. The coding region runs from base 1 to 1002 and encodes 333 amino acids. NCBI's taxonomy places the organism in Eukaryota, Fungi, Ascomycota, Leotiomycetes, Helotiales, Helotiaceae. The record is from RefSeq and is a predicted model, not a curated record.